AUGUUGACCUCCCCGCGACGAUGGAUCUUCAUCGUCUCUCCAUUCAUUACUCUAACAUUGGUCUAUUACCUCUUCCUCUCACCAAAUACCGACCCCAUCACAUUAAAUUUCCGAGGCCAAUGGACACAUUCGGACCAAGAACCCAUGAUCCUCGAGGGAACACGCCCUCUCUCAGGAGCAGGAUCCGACAAGUCGAAUCAGCAGCAAAUCUCCGAUGAUUGGUUCGAGGAGGACCGAUGUGGGAAAUUGCGCAAGGACAUGGAUGAUGUCUUUGUCGUCUUGAAGACUGGUGCGACAGAAGCCCGCGACAAAGUUCCGGUACAAUUGCGCACGACACUCCAGUGUGUCCCGCAUUAUGCUGUUUUCUCCGACUACGAGGAGACCAUCAAUGGCGUGCGCACUUACGAUGUUCUACAGAAUAUCACCGAAUCAACCAUGAACGAGGCGCCCGAGUUUGAAAUCUACCACCGAUUACAAGAAGUCGGGCCUGACGGUCUAACAGACGAAGAAAUGGGCGAUGACUCGAACGGCCCCUUCGGCAAAACCAACAACCCAGGCUGGAAGCUCGACAAAUGGAAGUUCCUCCCCAUGAUCGCCGGCGCACUCGAGAUGCAACCCCAAGCAAAAUGGUACAUUUUCAUCGAAGCCGACACCUACAUGGUCUGGCCCAACCUAGUAAACUGGCUCGCCCAUCUAGACCACCGCCAGAACUACUACCUCGGCAGCCCCAUGCAAAUCGGCGACGUCCUCUUCGGCUACGGCGGCGCAGGAAUCAUCCUCUCCAGCCGAACGGCCUAUCACCUGCACAACUACCGGUCCAAGCACCAACAAGAACUCGAACACAUGACCAGUCAAGAAUGGGCCGGCGACUGCGCCCUCGCCCAAGCCCUCAAAGAAGUCCACGUCGAACUCACCUGGGCCUGGCCUAUGAUGAUGACAUCCCGACCACACGAGAUCGAUCAUUUCUCCGAAGCAUACGGCCGCCAACCAUGGUGUUACCCGGCCGUGUCAUACCACCACAUGAGUCCGCGCGAUAUCGAGGAAAUGUGGCGGUUUGACCGGGGCUGGUUUAAGAGUGGGAAGAAUGCGCUCUUAUUGCAUGGUGAUGUUUAUCGUGAGCUUGUGCAUAAUCGUUCGCUUGCUGAACGGCCUGAUUGGGAUAAUCUUUCGCCGGCGGUUAUUGAUUUUGAUCCCCCGACGCAGCCGUCGAGUGAGGCUUGUGCGGAUGCGUGUUCGCAGAAUAGCGAGUGUUUGCAGUUCUCGUUCAAUCAUGAGAUGCAGGCUUGUAAACAUGCUUCGACUACUUUUGGGGGUGUUGCUACGAAUGGGACUGAUUCAGGGUGGAUGACGCAUCGUGUUCAGAAAUUGCUGAAUAACUUUCAGUCUUCGUGUCCGGAGGUGCAGUACAUUUUUGAAUGA
Molecule: messenger RNA, 1419 nt
Organism: Penicillium subrubescens
Lineage: Eukaryota; Fungi; Ascomycota; Eurotiomycetes; Eurotiales; Aspergillaceae
Exons: 1
Coding region: 1-1419 (472 amino acids)
Cellular component (GO): membrane
Molecular function (GO): glycosyltransferase activity
Source: RefSeq, a predicted model, not a curated record